Molecule: messenger RNA, 2624 nt
Organism: Hevea brasiliensis (rubber tree)
Lineage: Eukaryota; Viridiplantae; Streptophyta; Magnoliopsida; Malpighiales; Euphorbiaceae
Product: phospholipid--sterol O-acyltransferase
Exons: 16
Coding region: 1-1911 (636 amino acids)
Biological process (GO): lipid metabolic process
Cellular component (GO): cytoplasm
Source: RefSeq, a predicted model, not a curated record
AUGACAGAAGGACUCCGCCAUCUAACCUUCGUCGUGGCGCUUCUGAUCCUCGUCGGAGGUCCUCGUAGAAGCUCCGGAGAUGGAGGAGAGUUCAGCGGAGACUACUCGAAGCUAUCGGGGAUAAUAAUUCCUGGUUUCGCGUCAACUCAGCUUAGAGCUUGGUCUUUCCUCGACUGCCCUUAUUCUCCUCUGGAUUUUAACCCUCUUGACCUCGUCUGGCUCGACAGCACGAAACUUCUUUCUGCUGUAAAUUGUUGGCUCAAGUGUAUGCUACUUGAUCCUUACAAUCAAACAGACCAUCCUGAAUGCAAGUCGCGGCCUGAUAGCGGUCUUUCUGCGAUUACAGAACUUGACCCUGGUUGUAUAACAGGUCCUCUUUCUUCAGUAUGGAAAGAAUGGAUUAAGUGGUGCAUUGAAUUUGGUAUUGAGGCCAAUGCAAUUAUUGCCGUUCCAUAUGAUUGGAGAUUGGCGCCAUCAAUGCUGGAGGAGCGAGACCUUUAUUUUCACAGGCUCAAAUUGACAUUUGAAACUGCACAUAAACUUCGUGGAGGACCCUCAAUUGUAUUUGCCCAUUCUUUGGGUAACUAUGUCUUCCGCUACUUUCUGGAAUGGUUAAAGCUAGAAAUUGCUCCAAAGCAUUACAGCCAAUGGCUGGACGAUCACAUUCAUGCCUAUUUUGCAGUUGGAGCUCCUCUUCUUGGUGCAACUGAGACGGUCAAAGCAACACUUUUUGGAAACACAUUUGGUCUUCCUGUUUCUGAGGGUACAGCUCGAUUGAUGUUCAAUUCUUUUGCCUCCUCAUUAUGGAUGCUGCCAUUUUCAAAGUAUUGUACAGCUGAUAAUCCAUACUGGAAGCAUUUCUCUAGGGCAUCCAGGAAAAGCCAUCAGACUUAUCAAUGUGAAGACCAUGAAUUUCUCUUAAAUUACUCUGGAUGGCCAACAAAUAUUGUCAAUAUUGAAAUCCCUUCUAUACGUGCAUUUGAUGCCUAUCCACCAGUUACAGAAGUAGCCCAGGCCAACUUUUCUAGCAUGGAAUGUGGACUCCCUACUCAGUUAUCAUUCUCAGCUCGUGAAGUAUCAGAUGGGACAUUUUUCAAAGCAAUAGAGGACUAUGAUUCUGAUAACAAGAGACUCUUAUACCAACUACAGAAGUCAUAUCAUGGUGAUCCUAUUCUGAAUCCACUUACACCUUGGGAGAGACCACCUAUUAAAAAUGUUUUUUGCAUCUAUGGAGUUGAUUUGAAGACUGAGGUUGGUUACUAUUUUGCGCCAAGUGGCAAGCCUUACCCUGAUAAUUGGAUCAUAACAGAUAUCAUUUACGAGCUUGAAGGAUCUUUGGUCUCAAGGUCAGGGAAUCUGGUUGAGGGGAAUCCUGGAGCCGCAAGUGGGGAUGAAACAGUACCUUAUAAUUCUCUCUCUUUGUGCAAGAACUGGCUUGGACCAAAAGUUAACAUAACAAGAGCUCCUCAGUCAGAGCAUGACGGGUCUGACGUACAGGUGGAACUGAAUGUUGAACAUCAGCAUGAAGCAGAUGUAGUUCCCAACAUGACAAGGUCUCCAAGGGUAAAAUACAUUACAUAUUAUGAAGAUUCUGAAAGCAUUCCAGGAAAGAGGACAGCAGUUUGGGAGCUUGAUAAAGCAAAUCACAGGAACAUUGUUAGAUCCCCUGUUCUAAUGCGAGAGUUGUGGCUUCAGAUGUGGCAUGAUAUCCAUCCUGACAAAAAAUCAGAAUUUGUUACAAAAGCUAAGCGUGGACCUUUGAGGGAUGAUGACUGUUAUUGGGACUAUGGGAAGGCUCGGUGUGCAUGGCCUGAAUACUGUGAAUAUAGGUAUCUUUUUGGAGAUGUUCAUCUAGGACAGAGUUGUAGGUUGAAGAAUUCUUCAGCUGACACGCUGUUGCAUUACGUUUAGAUUAGAAGUUGCUGGCAUUGGGCAUUAUUCCAUUCAUUACAAGUUCUAGCCCUGCAAUUGCUCUCUCUUGGAAGCUGGAAUCAAGCUGUUUGAUCAUUUCUUAAUGCAUCACGCAUAAUGAGACACAGAAUGGCUGGUGGUCUUUGUCCCUGUUGAAAUUCUAACUUGGCAUCUCGGCUUCCUCCUUUUUGCUACUUGCAACACAUCUGCUUUCAUCAGCCAAAUGCUUGCCUUCUGCACUAACUUCUGAAACUCUGGCAUAGCUUAUCUUUUCUGGUAGCUACUUUUGAGCUUGAACCAUUACAGCACCAAAAGUAGAUUCUUGACUUCAUGUAUUUGCACUGACAUGGCUCAGUUGAGCAGAUGCAACUAAGGAGCGUAUUUUCAAGUAGAAUACGAGCGUUCCUGGCCAGAGAGUCUUAACAUCGAGCAAGGUACUGUUGGUGCAGCAUACAGUUGAUGAAGUGGUAAAUCGAAGAAUAUACAGAUGAAUAGCAUGGCCUUUAUUAUAAUUUGAAGUUUAUUUACUGAAUAGUUAAAUACAUUUUUUGUCCAAUUGCCCUCAAAAUGCCUAGCAAAAAGGAUAAUAAACAUACAACAAGAUUUGUUCUGUAACAAUUCAAAUGUUACGCGCCUAUUUUUGAAUUGAAACCUUGUAUUGAAAGUUUUCAUCUCUUGUAUUUUUUCUAUACAGUAAUCAUUCUUUUCAAUUA